AUGGCGGCAACAAGAAGCGCGCUCGGCUCGGCCUGGCCUGGAAGGGAGCGAGAAAUCGAUAGGCUGUGGGAGCUGCUCGAGGAGCCUGACCUGGCACUGCCCACGUUCGUCUACGGCCCGUCGGGAGGCGGAAAGAGCGGCGUCUUGCGCGCGGUGCUGCAGGCCCUCGGCGCGCGGCACGCCAUUCUCGACUGCGUCACGUGCUCCACGGCGCGGUCCCUAUUCGAAUCGGCGCUCACGCAGCUUCACCGGCACGUGCCGAGCGCCUCGAAUGGCUACACCGGCUGGGCGCCCUGCGAUUCGGCCCCUGCCUUUGUCGCUGGCCUGCAGCAGGCUGUGAGCGAGUACGGACGGUUGGUGCUCGUGUUUGACAACGCGGCGGGGCUCGGCGAGCGCAAGGAGGUGCUCACACUCCUCCUCUCACUUCACACCCUCUGCGGCUCCGCCGCCGUCUCGAUCGUCUUCGUGGCCGAGGCUCUCUGGCCCGAGGCCCACGAGCUCACCGCCUUUGCGCCGCUCGCCACAGUGCGGUUUGGAGGCUACUCCAAGGCGCAGCUUGAGGCCAUCCUGGCGGUGGAUGCGCCAAAGGGGUGCGAGGCGGCGUGGCGCGACUUCCUGCCGCUGUUCGUCUCCUACUCGUACGAGAUCUGCCGCGACCUGCACGAGCUGCGGUACUUGUGCCGUGGCGCCUUUGGCGCGCCGGCGGCUCCGGGGUGGGCUGUGGUGGCAAGCUCGGGAGCGCUGCUGCGGGCGGGCAAGGUGUGCCUGCAAGAGGCGCGCAAGCGCGUGUACGCGCGCGAGGCGCCGCUCACGCGCAAGGCGGAGGCUGCGCGCGCCGUGGACGGCGCCGACGGCGGAGGCCUCGCCCUCCCCACCAGCGCCAAGUGGCUUCUCCUCUCCGCAUACCUCGCAUCGCGCUGCCGGCCGGGGAUGGACUCGGCACUCUUCGCGAGCCGCCAGAAAGGCGCGCCUUCCUCGCGGCGCGCUAAGCGCGCACGCGCCACGUACGACGAGCCGCACCCGUUCACCAUGCAGCGGCUGCUCGCGAUCUGCGCGGCGCUGCGGCAUGCGGGCGUUGGAGGCGGCCAGCCGAUGGCGCCCGAGCUGACGCAGGUGGCGUCGCUCUUGCGGCUGCGGCUGCUGCACCGCGCUUCGCGAGCGGAGGAGUUGGACGCGGUCCGCCUCUCUUGCGCCGCGCCGCUCGAGCUCGUCGACGCUACAGCGCGAGAGCUGCAAUUUGACCUCGAGGUCUACCUCGCCGGCUAA
Molecule: messenger RNA, 1266 nt
Organism: Emiliania huxleyi CCMP1516
Lineage: Eukaryota; Haptophyta; Isochrysidales; Noelaerhabdaceae
Exons: 8
Coding region: 1-1266 (421 amino acids)
Biological process (GO): DNA replication initiation; DNA replication
Cellular component (GO): nucleus; nuclear origin of replication recognition complex
Molecular function (GO): DNA replication origin binding
Source: RefSeq, a predicted model, not a curated record